Chilo suppressalis (striped riceborer) is the source of this 3036-nucleotide messenger RNA. Lineage: Eukaryota; Metazoa; Arthropoda; Insecta; Lepidoptera; Crambidae. The record is from the annotation of a GenBank genome assembly.
GGCGCUAGCAGUUAACUGUAGGUAGACGAAUGUGUAAACAGAACAAUCAGCUCGCGUUUGCCAUUCGUGCCCUUUCAUUUUAGCCUAGCCUAGCUAGAGGCUAGCCUCGAGGCAAAUGGCAAGCGCACUGUUUACUAAUUCGUGUUCGUCAUUCGCCUCGCGAUCCGCACCAAUGUGUAAACGCGCCAUUCAAUUCUACUUCGAGCAUGGGGUGAGCACGGGUGUUAUGGGAUACCAGGGUAACGGAUAGAAUACAUAUAUAUAUAUAGAAAUACAUAAUAAACAUCCAUGAUUGGAGUAAAAAUGCUUUCAUUACACAAACUAGUGUUGGGUAGGACACGACUUGAAAAAGAGUUUGUAAGAGUAGCCUCUUUUUUGUACCGAGCCAGUACAAUGUCCCACUUCAAAUGAGGCGAGGCGUACUGAAGCUUGGCAAUACAUUUGAAGUGACGAGUACAAAUAUGACAUUGAGGCGUACAGAAGCUCGACAUUACGUUUGUGUGUGAGUAGCACCUCCUCUACGCACAAUCAAUCUUGAUGGAUCCAGCAUGCAGGACAGCGCUAUACACGUAGAAGAGAUAGAGAUACAGAUGGAUAGUGCGUAGAGGACUUAAAUGAAAUGUCAUGCCUCGCUCUCUCUCUCAGACUUACGAAGAGUGAGUGAGUAACGAGACGUGACUAUCGCAAUAUUUAAUGUGAAGUAGUACAUUUUAAAAUUUUAAGCCGCUCUUACAUUUUGAGGUCAUGUCCGUGACAAAUGUACCGCCUCUUGCAAGUCCUACUCAACACUAACACAAACAUCUGCCCCCACCGGGAUUCGAACCCGGGACCUCUCGAGUCGGCAACACGAUGAAACCCGGCGUACAAACCGUUUCUUUAUUGUUUGAACCAGUUUUUUUGGGGGCAGCUGCAGUUCUCGACAGAAUUUUCAUAUUUGCUCGUUUGAUAGGAAAAUACUCGGGAAUAUAGGAAACCGUUGCCAAAGCCCAAUCAAAGACAAUCGACAUGCAUACAUGAAAGAAGCGUACAGAAUGGUGUCUUGCAUAAAGGAGCAUCGCAGCAAUUCGGAAUUCCAAAAUGUCUGACACUGCUUCGGAAACUGCAACUGCUAUUGGAACCGAUUUACAUAUCCCGCGCAUUACAUUUCACCAACGACUUUGGUCCAAUCAUCCUGCUGAGACUCCAUGCGAUUUUUGGAAGCGAUCUAGGUAUGUUCAUCCCGUAUGUGGAUACCCUUAUAUAGGCACUGGAACAUCGUUUCUGAUGAACAUAUGCCUGCCUUUGGUUUGAUGACGCUGCAUCCUAGUGCGAUGUUGAAUAUAUCAUCGGCUAAAUUCAAACAGAAAACGCAAAGUUUCAGCCGAUACUACGGGUUAGAAUCUUUCGAUAAUGAAGCCGAGCUGUAUAAACGCUGGAAAGAUGAGGGUAGGCCAAGAGUAGUAAGUAUUAUUUCCUGCUACCAAAAAAACUAUAAUAAUAACUUAGGCACUGCCUUGCACCACUGUCGUGUAGCGGCAAAAUAAAUAGAUUACGAAAGAAAAAAAAAGAAAUAGCAAUACAGGAAAAAAAAAUAGAAAAAUAUAUUUAUAAGAGCAACAAAAUAUUUAUAGAAAAACAAUAUAAAAAAUAGGGGUAUGUGAAGUGUGGGGUGUGCAGUAUGUAAUGGUGCAGUGGGCGUGGGUCGUCGACUAUUUUCAGUGGAGGUUUGAGGGUAGGGAGGGUACUGGUCAUGCGUCUAAAUUCUCGGCCUGCGCUGUUGUUAGGUUGGCCGUCAAAGUGGUAGGAUGAUUGGCACUUCUGGUGGAACGGCAAGUGCAGCUGGAGGCCGGACAAUGCUGCUGUAGUCCGGGCGACAGAAAGGGUCCGCCGAUGUGGAUGACCGUAUAGUGUUUUAGUAGAGUAUGGUAGGACGGCUUUAGAAAGCUAAACUUGUAGAAAUUUGAGAGGCUCGGUAGCGAGCCAAAAAAAGUUACGUUAGCCACUUUGGCCGAAGAAAUGCUUCACUGAUCAGAGCGGCUCGGCCUUUUAUAGGUCCGGAACCAUUUAAAUUUAGACAAGGCUCGAAUUGAACUAAAAAUAAUUAAAGUAGGUAUUCUGUGGAGGUUGGUAAGGCAUAGAGCCAGUUGGAAAGAGUAUCCGUGUCAUGGGUAGCAUGGCAACGGAGAAAAACUUGGCUGUCAACCAAAAAUGUAAACAUAAACAUUAACAAAAUCAAGAAAAGCAGUUAAUUAAGAGAAUAAAUAAAUAACCAAGCGAGCAAUUAUUAAUAUAAUGAAAGGGAAAUGCCAUUUUCUCUCUCAGCAAUUGCCAUCUCUAUGUAGAUGACGAAAACAACGAAUAUGAUUUCUCUACUGUUCCAAAACAAGUGACGCUGGAAGGAACGCAUACAAAUGCAUGAACUCCACAAAGAUUCAAGGAAUGAUUAGAACAAGGACUGAAGAGUGCAUUUGGAUUUACUUUUCGGAUUUUUCGUUGCACCCCUCCAUGGACACCUGACAUUGACGCGGCAUUGUGAUUUGCACUUCAUUCAUUCAGGAAUGCUUGAGGUAGUACCCGCUACAAAGCAUUCCCUCAGCGUAUUGGACACGUUCAGCAAAGGGGAACUCGGAGACAUUUGGGGCCCCCCAAGAUCGGAGGCCCGGGUCGGGCCACCCCUUCCGCCCCCCUGUUAGUUCGCCACUGGUACGUUACACCACGAGCAAUACAGAGAGGUCCUUCUCUACACUGCGAUGUGUCAAAAAGUGGUUGAGGUCGACGAUGCUCGAUAAGUGCUUAAAUAGCCUGUGUAUGUUCAGUGAACAGCAACAGAUGGUGCUCGUGCAUUGCUCUCAUAUCAAAUUUCAUUUUUAAUUUUACUUGGCUCCCCCCCCCCCCCCCUCCUUGAACAAUCCUGGUUACGCCCUUGGAUUACAGAAUCAUGUCAAAAUCGACACAGCUAUGUCAAGAAAGUUAGCGAGAGGCCUGCAGAUCCUAUCAACAUGCAUGGCGCCGACUCCAAAUGUUAAUUUGUUUUGUUAGUUAUAAUUGUUAUAAGGU